CUCAUCCGGUUCGAACCAGUUCUCGAUGCUAUGGCCUGUUGUUAUUCAGGUGAUCUCUAUGCUGGGACUCCUAAUUGCCCAUCUUACGCAACCUAUCUUCCCAGAUUUCUGGUCACCGGGCUCACAUGUUCCAACAUGGCCCUCGCCUUUCUCAGUGCGCCUAAGAGUCUUGUCCGAUAUCUUUGUGGCUGCUGCUGGUGCCUGUAGUGAAGCAAAUGCACCACGUAAAAUUGCAGGAUCAUUCUCCUCCCUGGCCCGGCGCAAUGUCUCGCGGCCGUCCUGCUCUCUUUUUUGGUAUGAUCCCCCCUCCGUACUCCGUUCCCUCUGUAACACCGUUUAGGGCCAUGCCCUAUGUCCUCUGCUCUCUGUAUUUUCCCC
Messenger RNA from Cryphonectria parasitica EP155, 378 nucleotides. RefSeq lists its product as uncharacterized. NCBI's taxonomy places the organism in Eukaryota, Fungi, Ascomycota, Sordariomycetes, Diaporthales, Cryphonectriaceae. The annotation marks the transcript as partial. The record is from RefSeq and is a predicted model, not a curated record. The transcript has a single exon.